This is a messenger RNA of Gigantopelta aegis, 993 nucleotides long. RefSeq lists its product as uncharacterized. Lineage: Eukaryota; Metazoa; Mollusca; Gastropoda; Neomphalida; Peltospiridae. The record is from RefSeq and is a predicted model, not a curated record. The coding region runs from base 1 to 993 and encodes 330 amino acids. The transcript is spliced from 3 exons.
AUGUGUUUAGCGACAGUCCUGCAACACAGUACCGACAAAAGGCUCUUUUUUUCACAUACUCUCAUCAGAACCAUUCAAGAAAGCUUCAGACAAAUUGCCUGGCAUUUCUUUGAAGCAAGCCAUGGCAAAGGAGCAUCUGAUGGUGUUGGAAUAUCAGUCAAAAGAACUGCUGACAGACUCGAACGUCAAGGACAUGACAUUCCUGACGCAACAUCACUGUUUAAUCUACUUCAAAAUCAGAAUUCAUCCAUAAAGCUCUUUCACAUCUCCAGUCAAAAAGCUGAAGAGAAGUUCAAUAUGUUGGCAGGGGUUGGAUCUCUUAUGAAUGUAAAGGGCACCAUGCAGCUGCACGAAGUCAUGAGUUUAUUUCCAGACAUCUCAGAUGAGGAACUGAUUCUGGAAAUGAAUAAUAUCACAGCACGAGAGGGCGAAAGAAAAACAAAGUUUGGCAAGAUUAAAGUUCAGCAGGUGAAUGUUGAUACAGACACAGAUAACGAGACGCAUGCAACAAAAGAGAACCAAAGGAAGGAACUUUUGAUUCAAGAUGCCCUGGAUAGUUUGGGAGGAAGUCAGUGGUUCACGCUCCUUGGUCAAGGUAAACCAUACCACCAGGGUUUUAUCAAAGAAGAAUGCCGCCAUCUAACAGCAUUUAUAACCCCAUGGGGCCUAUAUGAGUGGAAUCGGAUACCAUUUGUCCUCAGUGGAGCACCAACUACAUUUCAGAGGUUCAUGAACGAGUGUCUCGAUGGAAUUCGGGAUAAAUUUUGUCUUCCUUACCUUGAUGAUAUUCUCGUCUGUAGUCAAACAUUUAAGGAUCACAUUCAGAACAUUAAAUCUGUUCUUCAAAGACUACGUGAGAAGGGAAUAAAGCUAAAGCCUAGGAAGUGCGAGUUAUUUCGGAAGAAAGUUCGGUAUUUGGGGCAUUUGGUUACUCCAGAUGGAUACACCAUGGAUCCAGCAGACAAAGAAGCUGUUGCAUCACUUGGUAGGUGA